AUGCUGUACCCGCCCAAUCAGCCCGUCUACCAGCAUUUGGGCAUCUCCAACACGGUCUCAACCGGUGUGCUGCGUAAAAUCGGCUUCGUUCUACUGAUCGUUGCCCUCGUCGCAGUGGCGGCCCGAAAGUCGUGGAUCGAGCCGCAAAAUGGUCACAUCAGUCACCCCAACCGUUACCGUAAAGAUACCAACGACGCGUGCCCUUCCAACCGCCCGUUUGUCUGCUACGUCUUCGAUGAGCUGGAAAAGCCUUAUCCUGAACUGUCUGGCCCCAAGGAUACGCAGGUAUGGCAG
Messenger RNA from Mesorhabditis spiculigera, 294 nucleotides. NCBI's taxonomy places the organism in Eukaryota, Metazoa, Nematoda, Chromadorea, Rhabditida, Rhabditidae. The record is from the annotation of a GenBank genome assembly.